AUGUCGGACCACCAUCACCAUCACGGUGACGGCGGCCACUGUCAGGGCGAGCACGACCACUCAAACGAUAUCACCCCCGCGAUCCAGUCACUGCUCUAUUCGCAGAUCGAUUUUGACGCAAUCACCACUCUCAAUGAGGCGACCGAAAAGGGCGGUGCUGCUAUUGUCCAGAAGACCUGGGCCGAGAGGCUGAACGAGAAGCCCGAGCUGGAGAGCGAUGCUGAUGAACAGCUUCUCAUGUACAUCCCGUUCACCGGUCAGGUCAAACUUCACUCCCUCCUCAUCUACACCGCACCUACUGCCGCCGCCCCCAAGACCGUAAAGCUGUUCAAGAACCGCGACGAUCUCGACUUCUCCACUGCCUCCGAGCUAUCUCCGACCCAGACCAUCGAGGUCCCUCAGCCUGUGACAGGCGCCGAUGUUUUCGAGUUACCGCUAAACCGCGCCCAUUGGAACACCACUACCUCCAUCACUCUCUUCUUUGAGGAUAACUGGAGUGGUGGCGAGGACGAUGUCACCAAGGUUGGCUACAUCGGUUUCAAGGGCCAGUUCAUGGCCUUGAAUCGUGAGCCUGUCAGCUUCUUGUACGAGGCUGCUGCUAACCCCAAUGACCACGUCGCUAUUCCGGGUCUUACUGAUCUUGGAGGACAUGUCAUGCCUGGUCAGUAA
Penicillium cinerascens is the source of this 669-nucleotide messenger RNA. RefSeq names its product PITH domain-containing protein. Lineage: Eukaryota; Fungi; Ascomycota; Eurotiomycetes; Eurotiales; Aspergillaceae. The transcript has 3 exons. The coding region runs from base 1 to 669 and encodes 222 amino acids. The record is from RefSeq and is a predicted model, not a curated record. Gene Ontology annotation, cellular component: nucleus.